This is a messenger RNA of Oryzias melastigma (Indian medaka), 780 nucleotides long. Its product is annotated as annexin A7. The record is from RefSeq and is a predicted model, not a curated record. The transcript has 4 exons. NCBI's taxonomy places the organism in Eukaryota, Metazoa, Chordata, Actinopteri, Beloniformes, Adrianichthyidae. Bases 143 to 757 code for a protein of 204 amino acids.
AUUCGUCCUCCAGCAGCAGCAGCUGUUUCCACUCCGCCAUCAGCUCCUCUCUCAGAUAAAAGCAGCUGCUGCAGGUUGGAAACAUUGUCUCAGCUUCUUGAGCUUUCUUUUGAGAAGCAGCAUUAGCAUCAAGUGCAUCAGAAUGAGGGUGUUAUUGGUUUGUCUGCUUGUUGGAACUGUUACAUGCCUUCCUCAAGGCUAUCAGCCCAGAGGGAAUCCUCCCUUCCCUGGACAAUAUCAAGCUGAGCCGGUCUAUGAAAGACCUUCUGGACAGUCUCCUGGUUAUAGUGGCUUUCCAGGAUAUUUCACCAGUGGAACCAACACAGCUGGAGGCAGUGGAAGUCCUUCAUGGUACACUGGUUCAUAUCCUGAGCAAGAACCAGCCAAGCCAACUUACCAGAGACCUGCACAGUCCAGUGGUCAAGGCAGCUACAGCGGUGGUGACAGCAGCUACUCUGGUUCUGGAUCUCAACAGUCUGGUUCCCAGGGCGCUCAGUCUGGAGCUCCAGGCGGCCAGUACCAGGUUGAACAGGAGAGCUGGAGCUCAUCUGAUGAUGAGGAGCCAGAGUUCACUCCAGUGAGCGACGAGGAUCAAGUGUACGCUUUCAAGUCUCGCUCUCGCUACAACCAGAAACGGCUGCUGUUCAGCCAGUUCCGCUACACUCCAACAGAACCCCGUGUUCCUCAAGAACCAGUGUUCCCAUACCCCAGCAAGUCAUCUCAUCAGGGCAAAGGUUCAAUGAAAGGAGGCCGCUGAGGACUGCCUGUCAUGGGUGUUUU